Messenger RNA from Acinonyx jubatus (cheetah), 1847 nucleotides. It is a transcript of the gene SLC9B1, whose product is annotated as solute carrier family 9 member B1. NCBI's taxonomy places the organism in Eukaryota, Metazoa, Chordata, Mammalia, Carnivora, Felidae. Gene Ontology annotation, cellular component: membrane. The transcript is spliced from 13 exons. The record is from RefSeq and is a predicted model, not a curated record. Gene Ontology annotation, biological process: proton transmembrane transport. The coding region runs from base 203 to 1678 and encodes 491 amino acids. Gene Ontology annotation, molecular function: antiporter activity.
UACAGGCCUUGGCAGCUUUUCCCCCCAGAGCGGCGCGUGGUCUACGCGGCAGUUGCUGGGCGCCAGGACCGCUCCCGGGGUAGCGAGGGAUGCUGAAGGAAUUGUAGCUAUCCAGACGUAUAAUGAGAGGACUCGUACCAGAAUACAGUCACUGUAAUCCUUAGACACCUGGAUUACCACAAUUACUUCUGAUUUAUACAGCAUGUACACCACAGAACCACAAAAUGAACAUUUGGAGGAUAAAAAUAACCCAUCAUCUACAGCUCCUCAGAUCCUCAAAGAUAGUAGUAUUCGUGAACGUGAAGAAACUAAGGAAAGUGUCUUGUCACAAACAGAGGAAACAAAACCACAGAAGGAAAAGAAGUAUUCUUGUCCUCCACAAGGAAAUGUGAAUAAAGUUAUUACAAACGGAGUUGCACUUUUUAUGUUAUGGUGUGUAGCCUGGUCAUUCUCAGGCCCCGAAGUUCUCCCUGGUGGAAAUUUAUUUGGACUAUUAAUUAUUUUUUAUGGUGCCAUGAUUGGGGGGAAAAUUUUGGAACUCAUUAGAAUACCUUCAGUGCCUCAACUUCCACCUCUUCUUGGGAUGUUACUGGCAGGUUUUACCAUCAGGAAUGUUCCAUUCCUCAGUGAUUACAUCCAUAUUAAUAACACAUGGUCUUCAACUUUAAGAAACACUGCCCUUACCGUUAUCCUAAUACAAGCUGGGCUUGGACUCGAUCCACAGGCUUUGAAGCAUUUGAAGAGAGUUUGUUUAAGAUUGGCUCUAGGUCCAUGCCUCAUAGAGGCAUGUUCAACUGCUGUUAUUUCCCACUUCCUUAUGAAUUUUCCCUGGCAAUGGGGAUUUCUUUUGGGUCUUUCUAUUAGUUUUGUAGUAGGCGCUGUCUCUCCUGCUGUUGUUGUCCCUUCCAUGCUACUUUUGCAAGAAAAUGGAUAUGGUAUUAAGAAAGGCAUUCCAACCUUACUAAUAGCUGCUAGCAGUUUGGAUGACAUCAUCGCAAUCACUGGAUUCAGUGCGUGCUUGAGCAUAGCCUUCUCCUCAGGCAGUGUACUUAAAAAUAUCCUCGCCUCUUUCCAGGACAUACUUAUUGGUGUGCUGGCAGGAGCUGUUUUGGGAAUUUUUGUUCGAUAUUUUCCAAGUGAAGAUCAGACAAAACUUUCACUGAAGAGAGCAUUCCUUAUUUUGAGUAUGUGUGUUUCCGCUGUUUUGGGCAGCCAUCAUAUUGGUUUACAUGCAGCUGGAGGAUUAUUCACACUAGCGUUGUCUUUUGUUGCUGGGGUAAAUUGGUCCACGGAAAAGAUUAGAGUCCAAAGAGUUAUUAAAACUGUAUGGUAUAUUUUUCAACCCCUUCUUUUUGGUUUGGUUGGAUCAGAAGUAUCUGUUACAUCUCUUAAAUCAAAUGCUAUUGGCAUUUGUGUUGUUACCAUGAGUUUGGCAUUAUUGGUUCGAAUUUCUUGUACUUUUUUAUUGAUGUGUUUUGCUGGUUUUAGUUUUAAGGAGAAAAUAUUUAUUGCUUUAUCGUGGAUCCCCAAAGCUACAGUCCAGGAGAAAGAGAGACAGAGCAUGAGUGGGGGAGGAGCAGAGAGAGAGGAAGACACAGAAUUCGAAGCAGGCUCCAGGCUCCAAGCUGUCAGCACAGAGCCCGACGCAGGGCUCAAGCCACAAACUGUGAGAUCAUGACCUGAGCGGGAGUCGGACGCCUAACCGACUGAGCCACCCAGGCACCUCUUAAUAGUUUUUAAAUGAAAUAUUGUAGUAUUUAUUUACAGGUAUAAAAUUAAAUCACAAAUGGAGAUAAACCAUGAUUUUUCAACUAGAAUAAAAUAAGGAUUAAAGUCAGCCUACAGAA